AUGGUCGUCGACACCCUAUACGGAUAUAACACUGCAGGUCGCGCUGGGCCAUCCGGCACCAGCGUAGUGUUCCCACUCGACCUAGACCAAGUCUCGACUAUCGAUGUCACCAAUUCUGCUACUCGCCAACUCACCCUGAAUGAUCUCGGUACAGACUGCCCUCAAACAGAAACUCCCUCAGUAAUCGCAACUGCGAAGCCAAACGGCCGAUGUGACCCUAUCCUCUUGGCCCCCGAGCCUGUGAAGUCUUGGGCCUCGCCUUGCAAUGCAUGCGGUCAAUUCGGCCUGUUCGAUCCCCCUUAUGCUGUAUCCCCGCUUACUGGCGGUCUGGUACCGGUGACUACGACUAUCGCAAUGACGCAGCCAGAGGUGCAGACUACUCCUAGCCCGACUUCGCCUGAGACUACCGCCACGCCCGUGGAACCCAGCACGAUGGCGGUGACUACGGAGGGGACUUCUUCUACAGUUGAGAGCCCUUCGAGUGUGAUGCCAACUUCAGCAUCGUCUAGCUCCAUCUCCAGUCGGGCUGCUACUUCCACAUUCAACCCCGCAAGCAAACUAAGUGCUCCGGGUGGAUGGCUGGGUUUGGGUCUCUUUUUGUCGGCAAUCUUGCUGUAA
Penicillium daleae is the source of this 618-nucleotide messenger RNA. RefSeq lists its product as uncharacterized. Bases 1 to 618 code for a protein of 205 amino acids. The transcript has a single exon. The record is from RefSeq and is a predicted model, not a curated record. Lineage: Eukaryota; Fungi; Ascomycota; Eurotiomycetes; Eurotiales; Aspergillaceae.